UUCAACGAAUUAAUCUUUCUCCACUGGCGUCCACUUCGAUCAAUUUUUAGUAACAUUUUUUUGCUCCUUGUUUCAGGAUACUCAAAGUAUUAUCCUUAUUAUUACAUCGACAAGAGAGAACGCGAGGGUCUCUCCUGCGUUCCAACGUUCGAAUACGAUGGUUUACAGCCAAGAUCCAAGAUCGAAGUUAAACCUUGGUCACUGCCCUGCAUCCUAUACAACGUGAAGGAUUCAAGAACGUUGGACGCUUUUUUAAACAAAGUCGUUGGAAAGAGGGGUCCCUACGAUUUGUUCACAGGGCCGAGAGACGACACCACGAUCAAAAAUUACUUCGCAAAACCGAAAAUAAAAUUCGACAACUGGCCCAAAUCGAUCCCUGGCGAAAUGGACAAAUUAAAAAAGAAAUCGAAUUAUUACAAGGGACGUUGGAGCACUUGUCCAAGAUUUCUAAAGGUAUCGGGGAUAAGGAUGAUGUUGAAAAACAUAGCGUUGUGUUACAAGGAUCCAAAGGAGCCGGGACCCGGCCAUUACGAUCCCAAGUCUCCGAGGAAGCCAAAGAAUAUGAAGAAUUAUCCGUUCAACAUGAACAGCGAGUUCAUCAGACCCCCUCCGUCGACGGAAAUUCGUCCUGGACCAGGAAGAUACAUAAUCGAGAAGAAGAGAGUUAUAGAAGGACACGGAUGGACAUACGUCUUUAAGAGCAAAGCUCCACGAACCAAAUUUAUUUACAUCCCCUCGUACAGUUAUUUCUAAUUUUUCCCUCUUCGUUUCCCCCUCUUCGUUCCAAUUUGUUUGUUAAAAUACGACUCGUUAUUAAAAUAAAAUAUUGAAUUUCGAGGGAUA
Molecule: messenger RNA, 843 nt
Organism: Apis cerana (Asiatic honeybee)
Lineage: Eukaryota; Metazoa; Arthropoda; Insecta; Hymenoptera; Apidae
Source: RefSeq, a predicted model, not a curated record